AUGGAAGAGGUACCAAAAGCUGCUGCUGCUGUGAUAGCCAAAUCAAAACAAGACUUGGUAGACACAACGGUGGUUUCACCUUCAGCCGAAGAAGAAUACAAGGUGUUGACAGACACAAGUUUACCGCGCGUCAAAGCUGCUUUCGUGGUCUUGGUAAGAAAUAAGGAGUUGUAUGCAUUGAGGUCUUCUAUGAGAUACCUUGAAGAUCGCUUUAACCACAAAUACCAUUACCCUUGGAUUUUCUUGAACGAGGAACCUUUUACAGAAGAAUUUAUCAACAUGACUCAAAUGAUGACAACAGCUAAAGUUCACUAUGGCCUUGUUCCUAAAGAACACUGGAGCUAUCCCGAUUGGAUCGAUCAAGACUAUGCUAAACAAUGUAGAGAAGAUAUGGCUGAACAAAAAAUUGUCUAUGGCGGUAGUGAGAGUUAUAGGCACAUGUGUCGUUAUCAAUCUGGUUUCUUUAUGUUACACCCAUUGCUCGACAACCUUGAUUAUUAUUGGCGUGUUGAACCUGGUGUCAAGUUCUCCUGUGAUAUUGAUUAUGACCCAUUUCGAUUGAUGCAAGAAAGAGAUUUGAAAUAUGGGUUUACGAUUGCAUUAAGAGAAUAUCGAGCAACCAUUCCUACUUUAUGGAGAACAACAAUUGAUUUUGCUAAAAGUCAUCCUCAAUAUAUUUAUCCUCGAACUAGACCAGACAGCUUGUUACGUUUUGUAAGCGAUGAUAAUGGCUGGUCAUACAAUCUUUGUCAUUUCUGGAGUAAUUUUGAGAUUGCCUCUGUGAAAUACAUGAGAUCAGAAGGAUAUCAAGCUUAUUUCAAAUAUUUGGAUCAACAAGGUGGUUUCUUUUACGAAAGAUGGGGCGAUGCGCCAGUGCAUUCUAUCGCAGUAGCUUUGAUGUUGAAAGAAAGUGAUGUUCAUUGGUUUUAUGACAUUGGUUAUAAGCAUGAUAAUUUUGAACACUGUCCUACUGAAGAGAAAUGGUUAUUGAAUAGUAAAUGUUAUUGUGAUGCUGAGACUUCUUUUGACUUCAACCAAGGAUCAUGUUCAUCUUUGUAUUUGGAUGUAGCUAACAGAACUGCAUCAAGUUAUAUCGUAACUCAGCCAGACAAAGACGAUUAG
This is a messenger RNA of Gilbertella persicaria, 1122 nucleotides long. Its product is annotated as nucleotide-diphospho-sugar transferase. Gene Ontology annotation, biological process: protein N-linked glycosylation; cell wall mannoprotein biosynthetic process. Bases 1 to 1122 code for a protein of 373 amino acids. The record is from RefSeq and is a predicted model, not a curated record. Gene Ontology annotation, molecular function: alpha-1,2-mannosyltransferase activity. Gene Ontology annotation, cellular component: Golgi apparatus; membrane. The transcript has 5 exons. NCBI's taxonomy places the organism in Eukaryota, Fungi, Mucoromycota, Mucoromycetes, Mucorales, Choanephoraceae.